AUGUCCCGGGUCCAACGUCCAGUUCAACGAGACGGCAAGAAAAUGACGGUUAUCGCCCAGCGCUCGCCAAACGCCAUGCAAAGUAAUUCUCUGUGCCAUUUCCAGGGACCUGAAAUAUCUUCAACUUUUCACACUCAACUCCUCGGCCAACAUUAUGACUCUCGCCAAACGAUCACAGGUCGGUUCAUUCAGGGCAUCGGCACUUUACAGAAGCAGAUAUUGCAGGAAAGUCCAGAGAGCAGCACUUCUGAACUAAUUCUGCGCCAUAUCCACUUUUAUUAUCAGUGGUAUCCUAGUAAACCACAGGCAAUCUAUCAUCAUACCCUGAGCCUCUCACAAGUAUUCGAUGUCAUUGACGAGGGACUGAAUCUAUUUGUCGCCGGGAAUCCGGGUGCCUUCUCUAAGUUCCAGGAAGCUUGCAACGGAGCUGAAACAUUAUUCAGACACCAACCUUUCCAGAUCAUUGUGCAAUUCAGUGCAUGCUUCUCUCAGUUGAAAUGGUCCAACUACCCCGACUUCCGAGAGGCACUCAUGCGCUACCUCGCAAGAAUGGCCAUCGGAGUGCUUGGACAGAACCAUUAUCUGCCCAAGAUACUCAAGCUUAUACCACGUGAGCACACAUCUGCGGGUCUCAGCUCUCGAGUCAUCCGCAUUACUACGGAUACUACAUUUUCGCAAUUUCAAGGCUCGAGUACCGAUUUGUUGAAUUGCAUGCCGCAUUUGAGAUUGCUCGUUGGCAGAAUGCAUCGCGACACGGGCGAAGAAUCUACUCUACUAAGGAACUUGAGCCAGGAUGUACUCAUAACGAAUCUUCUUGGCCAUGACACCCCCAAAGAUGUUUCCUUGCUGUACAAACUUGGGUAUCUGAGACUUUCACAGAAUCGCCUUGAUGAAGCCGAGGAAUUGUUGACGGAGUCCUUAGCAUUGGCUGGGCAGAGUCCAGACGCCAGUGGAGCGAGGAUCUCGAAGGUCUAUAUGUUGACUCUCAGCUGCCUGGGCGUUCUCUUCGGGAGAAGAGGAGAUUUGAUCACGCAGACCCGAUACUACCGAUUGGCGCUGGAAUGGAGCACUAGUGUUGUCCCAAACGAAGCCUUGAAUGGGGAGGAUAAGCGUAGACGCAUGAAGUGGUUGGAUGACAUCGUGAGAUAUCAUACUCUGAACGGAGAGGAACUAGAGGUGCAAAGUCUACGUGAGCAAUAUUACGAUCUCUAG
Messenger RNA from Exophiala spinifera, 1212 nucleotides. RefSeq lists its product as uncharacterized. The record is from RefSeq and is a predicted model, not a curated record. The transcript has a single exon. Gene Ontology annotation, molecular function: protein binding. NCBI's taxonomy places the organism in Eukaryota, Fungi, Ascomycota, Eurotiomycetes, Chaetothyriales, Herpotrichiellaceae. Bases 1 to 1212 code for a protein of 403 amino acids.